Molecule: messenger RNA, 1128 nt
Organism: Myxozyma melibiosi
Lineage: Eukaryota; Fungi; Ascomycota; Lipomycetes; Lipomycetales; Lipomycetaceae
Product: cyclin
Exons: 1
Coding region: 182-1054 (290 amino acids)
Biological process (GO): regulation of transcription by RNA polymerase II; positive regulation of DNA-templated transcription, elongation
Cellular component (GO): nucleus; cyclin/CDK positive transcription elongation factor complex
Molecular function (GO): cyclin-dependent protein serine/threonine kinase activator activity
Source: RefSeq, a predicted model, not a curated record
AUAAGCACAAACCCCUCAGUACGUGUGCCUCAACUGGUGUCUUUGUCCAGAUCAGCGAGCUACGCAUGUAAAUAACGACCAAAGUUAGCGAACAGGAAGAAAAAGAAUACAAGACACGGAUCGGACGUGUGUUUGUGAAGAAACGACAUGGAUAGAAUAUUACAAGCGAUAUCCUAAGGCCAUGAGUACCCCACAGUCCACACCGCAGUCGAAGCGCGUUCACAAUGAGAGCAGUAGCAGUAAUGGAGCAAGCGGAGGCGGCGUCCGACAGAACAACUGGAUCUUUACCUCGCAGGAACUACAUCACUCGCCAUCACUGCGCGACGGAAUCGAUUACAUGUCUGAGAUUGUGCUGCGCGCCAAAGGGUGUGCGUUCAUCUACCAAGUCUCAGCACAGCUGCGCCUGCCGCCGCCGGUGGUCUACACGGCCACGACGAUGCUGCACCGGUUUUACAUGCGGUUCUCGCUCAAACGGUAUCACCACUACGACAUUGCGGCGACGUGCAUCUUUCUGGCGACAAAAGUGGAGGAGCACACGCGAAAGUUGAAGGAUAUAGUGAUUGCCUGCUGCCGGGCCGCGCUGAAGAAGGUCGAUCUCUACAUCGACGAGCAGAAUAAAGAGUUUUGGCGAUGGCGGGAUACUAUCUUGUUUGAUGAGGAACUGCUGCUUGAAGCGCUCUGUUUUGAUCUUGUGCUUGAGAAUCCGUAUACGGUACUCGCGGGCUUCGCGAGACGGUUCGUGCCGAACGAGCAGCACCGUUCGCCGCUGAUCAAGGCUGCAUGGGGCUUUCUGACCGAUUCCGCAAAGACCACUGCCGCGCUGCGAUAUCCACCCAAAGUGCUCGCAGCGGCAGCACUUUUCUACGCGUCUCACGUCACAAAGCUGGAUCUAUUCCCGGAUCCGGCGGUCAGUCGCGCGGCGCCGCUCAGGGAUUGGUGGAGCGAUGUGCCGGUUUCAAGUGAGCAUAUGAGGCAUGUUUGUAAGAUAUUGGUUGAUAUGUCGGCAGGGCCACUGGCGAAGUUUGUAUGGGAACAGAAGUAUAUUGAGGUUUGAUUAUUUGUUAAAUUGUAAUAUAGACACAUGGUAUAAAAUAAUAAUAGAUACAGCAGAACAUAUAACAUAAUUCA